AUGCCGAGUCCCUCCCUUGCUAUUAAAGAGACAAGAGAAGGAAAUGUAACAGUGGUAGAGGGAGUACUAACAGAGCCAGAUGGGAAGAUUGAAGAGGUAGACAACCCCCAUGGGGCAUGUCCAAUCUGUUCUCAUAACCUCACAUUCACAUGGAAGGAUGUCCAUGUCCUGUCCCAGUUCAUGCGGCCUGAUGGCCAGGUGAUGCCCCAGCAGGUCACAGGUGUUUGUAACACACAACACAGGAAGCUGUUCUUGGCUAUAGAGGAGGCCAAAGAGGCAGGUCUGUUCCCAGACCACAAGCCUACAUCAGAUGACACUAAGGCUGUGAAAACCUCGGAGGUUCCACUGAACAGGUUCAAUGACUACUGUCCACCAGACUGGGUUGUGAUGAAAAGGAUGACUAAUGUCCCACAUCCCCAGAUCCCGUACCGGAAGCUGCGGAGAUACACAAAGAUUAACCCCAAAAUUGUCAGGACUGCAGCAAGGAAGAGACCUUAGUCAGAAAAUACUCCAUAAUGUUGAAGACCAAGGAGGCAUAAGAUACAUGUAACAGUGUACAGUUGACAGUAGGAAGAGGAAUGGUUAGGUCAGAGAUACAUGUAUAUCCUAACAGUAAUUUGCUAUACACAUGAGGCCAAGUGUAAACUAGUUUCAGUAUCAUUUGGGCUGGAAACGUGAAAACUAAUGUAACGGGAUAAAGUAUAAAUGUAGGUACACACAUCAUAGAAGCAAGCAGAGUUUUGUUUGCAUAAUGGUGAUAUGAGUAGUACACAUACUAUACUGAGGUAAACUUCACUGAUCUAAACCCAGCUGAAAAUGUGCAAAGAAAAUCUAAACAUUGUACUACUAGUACUAUGCACAUGGUAUCUUUACAAUAAUCACCAUGAAAAAAAA
This is a messenger RNA of Branchiostoma belcheri (Belcher's lancelet), 894 nucleotides long. RefSeq names its product 28S ribosomal protein S18a, mitochondrial-like. Bases 1 to 498 code for a protein of 165 amino acids. Lineage: Eukaryota; Metazoa; Chordata; Leptocardii; Amphioxiformes; Branchiostomatidae. The transcript is spliced from 5 exons. Gene Ontology annotation, molecular function: small ribosomal subunit rRNA binding; structural constituent of ribosome. Gene Ontology annotation, biological process: mitochondrial translation. The record is from RefSeq and is a predicted model, not a curated record. Gene Ontology annotation, cellular component: ribosome; mitochondrial small ribosomal subunit.